AUGUCUACUUCAGCAACUGUGGUGGUUACCGGUCCCGAGGGUACAAAUUUUUUUGAUCCACGACUAAUUAUCGGGCCAAUGCAAGUUGGUGCGCUUGUAACCGCAGCACUCUUUGGCUCCCUUGUCAUCCAAAGCUAUAUAUAUUUCACAAAGUUUGCCGACAGCCUAGGCUUCAAAGCAACAGUUAAGAUCAUUCAAAUUGGCCACUUCUGCGCUAUGAUAUCAACAUUGUGGACCAUGACGGUGACCGCCUACGAUGAUCCAACUAAGCUGAACGUCCUUCCAGUCGGCGCGGAUAUAACCGUUUUACUCACCAGUAUUACGUCAUUUCUGACCCAGGCAAGUAGUGGUGCAAAGCGGGCGUCUGGCUCAUUCUACAUAUAUCGGCUCUGGAGGCUUUCCGGCAAUUGUUUGCUCCCAGUCGUCUCAGAAAUCCUAUGUAUAGCUGGACAAGUGGCGGCGUUCAUUCUCGUCACAAAGGCAAUCACCAUGUCGAGCUUCUCACGCUUUGUGGUUGAGCAGACUGAUGUAGUCCUGAUCGCGCUCGCCACUCGUACAAUCUGCGACAUAACCAUUACUGCCGGCGUUACCUGGAGUCUGAUACAGAAGCGGAGAAACAGUAUCGUGAAGAGCACGACGAUUAUCGACUACCUGAUUAUGUGGACAAUUGAGAAUGGUUUGACAACUAGCUUGAUGACACUAUCAGUCAUGGCAGUAUUUCUGUGCCUCAGAGAAACCUUUGUGUGGUUUGGUCUGUAUCUCAUACAAGCCAAUGUUGUCGCGAAUGCAUUAUUAGCCUCAUUGAAUCGCCGGCUCGUUUUGAGGAAAGACCGCCCUCUCAGUGACGGUGACACUGCCAUGGUGAGAUCAAGCCUUCUAUGUAUUGCGUGUGGGAUUGUUCACAUCACACCUCAGAGACCUAUUGUGAUCAGAGUGGAUGUUACACACGCGCGGGACACCGAGUCGCAGAUCAAGACACAUGACUCCUUUUACUAAAGACACCAGACCGCGUGCCAGUGCUGUUUGCGGCAGCUACUAUCAAAGUGGUGCUUCACCACGGGCCGACAAACACCAUUUCUGCAGUUAGAGACAGGAACGAAGUGUUAUUUUGGUGUUCAAAAUAACAAGGAAACACUUUUGUAAGGACGACUAAUUACAUUUACAGCAACAAAAUCAUCUGUCUCUUUGGUUACACACUCUCGACGACGACGCAACCGGUAUAUAAAUGAUCACGAGCAAAGGGGUUAGUACGGAAAUUAAGAGUGGUGCGAGCUAUAUAGCGUAGGCCCUGGAUGACUAUUGAAUGGUUGCGUAUGCUAAGCGAAAAGGAAAUUGUGUGGAAAAGACUGGGCUUGCGCGAAACGCAAUGACUUGCAAGAAUGUUGAGAAGGUGUACUUCGAUGAAAUAAUGACGACGAAGUGCGAAGCUCGCGCUGG
Messenger RNA from Suillus clintonianus, 1437 nucleotides. RefSeq lists its product as uncharacterized. The transcript has 11 exons. The record is from RefSeq and is a predicted model, not a curated record. Bases 1 to 996 code for a protein of 331 amino acids. Lineage: Eukaryota; Fungi; Basidiomycota; Agaricomycetes; Boletales; Suillaceae.